UCUAGCAACAAUAAAUGCUCCCUUGACACAAUAACCGCUCCCGUUCAAAAUGGCCGCCCACAUGGGCCGACUUCGGCAUGCCGUUUUGACAAAUCAGACAUUACUGAAUAAUUGGAGAGUCAUCGUUUCUGAUGUACUGCCGAGACAAUUUCACUACAGCUGCACAUUAGAUGCCGACACUCCAAGGCCAUCCAAAGCAUUUAACAAGCCAGCUCCAACAAAGGCAGAGAAGAUUAGCAAGGCUAUGAAAGCAUACAUAGAAAGAGCCCAAGCUCAAGAUGAAAUGUUGAAAAGGGAGACUGCUGACUAUGAGAUUGGAAAACGACACCUUGCAAAUAUCAUGGGCCUUGACCCUGAACAUAUGACUGACCGCCAGGUGAAGGAAUCUAUCCAGUACCUGCUGCCGUCAGGACUGUAUGAUCUGCCUUCCAGACCGCUGAUGAAGCCACCUCAAAAAGUCUUUCCAAAACGAAAAGAUGCGCAGUUUGGGAUGGAUGGACGGCCUUUCCACUCCUUCUUCUACACCGGCAAGCCUCAGUUCUAUGAGCUGCUCCACAAAGUGACAUGGAAGCUUGAGGCCCUGAAGAAAGAAGAGGACAAACUCCGUGAUUCGGGUGCAUUGUUUGAGACUGAAGAGAAGACAGAGAAGUUAUCUCUACAUGAGAAUGAGUGGAUCAGCUAUGACACCUUGAAGGCCAGGGUAAUGGAAGACAUCAGUCAACAAGAUUAUGGCCAGUUCCUGAAGCUGAUGACGAGGUUUGUUGAACAUCCGCUAGCCCACAAGGAGGCCAGGUACAUCAUGAAGUUCCGGCAGCGAUUGAACCGACAGAACUUUGGCGACAAGAUUAAACCUCUGAAGACAGCUAAAGAUGGAAGGAGUUUUAUGACUGCUGAAGGUUAUCGUAAAAGUGCUGUGGCUGAUGUGACAGUACGAGGACACGGUUCAGGGAGGGUGGCCAUCAACGGUUCAGACUUGGAGUAUUUCUCUCUCAGUAUGCACAGAGAGCAGAUCAUGUUUCCUAUCCAGUUUGUCAACAUGCUAGGUGAAAUUGACAUUGAAAGCCAAGUAUCUGGUGGUGGAUCCAGCAGUCAGGCAGGGGCAAUUCGUCUCGGACUGGCGCAAGCACUGACCAGCUUUGUCAGCCCAGAUGUAGUGGAGAAAAUGAGACUUGCUGGGCUGUUGACGAGGGACCCUAGAAGGAAGGAGAGAAAGAAGCCAGGUCAAGCUAAAGCGAGGAAGAAGUUUACAUGGAAAAAGAGAUAACCGGAACGUAUGACGUGAACAGCGUGUGUGAUAGUCCAGAUUGUAACUCAAAUAGAGUAAAGUGUAUACAUGUGUA
Molecule: messenger RNA, 1340 nt
Organism: Haliotis rufescens (red abalone)
Lineage: Eukaryota; Metazoa; Mollusca; Gastropoda; Lepetellida; Haliotidae
Product: 28S ribosomal protein S9, mitochondrial-like
Exons: 14
Coding region: 50-1264 (404 amino acids)
Biological process (GO): translation
Cellular component (GO): ribosome; mitochondrial small ribosomal subunit
Molecular function (GO): structural constituent of ribosome; RNA binding
Source: RefSeq, a predicted model, not a curated record